AUGUCCAUAAAGAAGAAAGACGAGACCUUUGAGGAUCCUGCAUUGAGCAUGGUGAGAAUGCAAGUUUAUCUGAAUCCUUUGAACAAUAUGCCUGUCUUUAUCCAUUAUAUGGCUAUCUUCAUUGUUAUCUUUUAUUUGGUGUUUCUGGCACUUGCAGAAACAAAAAUAGACAUAUAUGUCAGCGCAAUGUGGGACGACAUCAAAGACAAUAAUAGCAAACGAUUUGUUGAUGACACUCAAUCUCUAAUUGAACGUCUAAAGUUAGAAAACACUAUUCUUGUUGAUACAAUGCCAAGACCAAAAGAAGCAAGCACUAACAGUAUGAAUAAUUACUUGAAGCUACUUCUUGAUGAAUUGCUCAAACUAUACAAUGGUGUGAAAUUGUCUGAUAAUAGCAAUGAAAAUAUAACUAUCUGUGCUAUUACUAUGAUACCCAAGACCACCCAGGUAGACUUCUCUGGAUUUGAAUAUUCCACACGGACCAAACGUACAAAGGCCGGAAAUCUGGAUUAUGCCAAUAAGUGGAAGGAAGCCAAAAAUGCAGCUGAGCGUACCCGACUUGAAAGAAGCAAUGGCACUUGA
Phycomyces blakesleeanus NRRL 1555(-) is the source of this 582-nucleotide messenger RNA. RefSeq lists its product as hypothetical. The transcript is spliced from 6 exons. The record is from RefSeq and is a predicted model, not a curated record. NCBI's taxonomy places the organism in Eukaryota, Fungi, Mucoromycota, Mucoromycetes, Mucorales, Phycomycetaceae. Bases 1 to 582 code for a protein of 193 amino acids.